Molecule: messenger RNA, 1258 nt
Organism: Danaus plexippus (monarch butterfly)
Lineage: Eukaryota; Metazoa; Arthropoda; Insecta; Lepidoptera; Nymphalidae
Exons: 5
Coding region: 174-1091 (305 amino acids)
Molecular function (GO): carbohydrate binding
Source: RefSeq, a predicted model, not a curated record
UUGUGACAAGUAGCAUAAACAACGUCUAAAAUUAAACCGAAACAAAAAGUAACAAUAUCCGAAUCGGUGUAAUGUAUAAAUUUUUCGUUCAAAAUGACCAAAAAUAUAACUGGCCCUGAUAUCAGUAGAUCAGGGGCUGGAAUUAUUUAUUAUAUUUUGUAUAAUAUACCAAAAUGCCUGUUUUUACUGCAAACAUACCUGGUGUUCUUAAAAUUGGGGACAGAAUCGAAAUUGGAGGUAAAAUAAAAGAUAACGCAAGGAAAAUGUCCGUAAAUCUCUGCGCUCAAGAAGGAGAAGAACCGCGUGACGUUGUUCUUCAUUUUGAUGUUCGUUUCCAUCGAGAUAACAUUAUUUCGCUCUCCAGAAAGAAUGGCAUUUGGAUCGGUAGCGGCAAUCUGGAUACCAAUUACAACAUGUUUGUACCAGGUACAAUAUUCCGAAUAAUCUUCGAAGUCAAGGACACGGAUGUCAUCACGAUAUACUGCCAGGGAAAGUUCCAUUCCAAUUUCCUGCCCAAGAUACCUCUCAGCAUGGCGAAAUAUCUGGUGGCCUGGGCUGACGUAGAGAGAGUUACCCAUUGUUACUUUCAUUUAGCUAGCAAGGGCGUGGGUGACGAAGCCGCUGGUGUCAUUCCGAACCCUUCACCUCGUCUCGGCGUUAAUGCUGUUCUGGUUGGAGAUAAACGCUGCCAAAGGGGUCACAAGAAAUCGUCACCAGGGUCACCACAUCUCCACUCCUCUAACGAGAGUUCAGAUGAUGAAUUAAAGACUCGUCAGAAGGGAGAAGGCAGAGCUGACAGAUAUUUCUACGAUACACUGAUGUGUCAACCUCCAGAAAGUAAAUUCUGCUCACCAGAAUCCGUCAAAUACGCGAGGAAUAAAGCAGACUAUAGCAGAAACUUUGACUCAGAUACAGAGAAGAACGACACGGAUGUGUCCGAGGAGGUUGCAUCAAAAAACAUGGAUUCGUCUAUGGCUGAAUCUGAAGAUGUUUUGCCUGAAUUGGGUAUGAAAAAGCGAAUCAGACGGGGCCGUUUCCCGCCGUUUGCUCAAGUCGUAAAUUUUAUGGGAAGGAAUGCGAAAAGAAAUUAGUAUCGUGAUAUUAUGAUAAAUUUUUAAGUUUUAUGAUUGUGUAUUUAUAUAUGUAUGUAUUUUUAUAUCUAUUUUAUUGUCCAAGUAUAAAUAUAUUUUGUAGUGAUGCAGUUUUAUUAAAGUAUGUAUUAAAUAAAAUACGUGGCGCAUACGUACAAAAGCAAAAA